Eriocheir sinensis (Chinese mitten crab) is the source of this 4944-nucleotide messenger RNA. Its product is annotated as ribonucleoprotein PTB-binding 1-like. NCBI's taxonomy places the organism in Eukaryota, Metazoa, Arthropoda, Malacostraca, Decapoda, Varunidae. The transcript has 7 exons. Bases 1 to 2424 code for a protein of 807 amino acids. The record is from RefSeq and is a predicted model, not a curated record. Gene Ontology annotation, molecular function: RNA binding.
AUGGACGGAGAGGAGGAAGGCAUAAAGAUACAAAAAGUGACUCAUGUCUUCUCUUCUUUCCCCCAACAGGAGGUGCGUGAACUGCUCUCUGGCUACCUGGUCCACAGCGUCCAGAUCCAGCCCUCCAGCGGAUCGGCACGUGUUCUUCUCGCCGAACCCGAAGUGCUGGAGACGUGGACGCGCUCGCAACACACGCUGAGGGGCCACAAGGUCACCAUCUCGCCCUCCAACACCGAAGGGCUGCUCUGCGUGGCUCGCCUCCCGCAGGACUUCAGCGAGGAGGAGUUUGCCAGCCUCGCAGCGUCCCUCGGGCAGAUCACGUAUUGCUUCCUGAUGCGCUCGGAGAAAACAGGCGAGAGCAAGGGCUACGGCUUCAUCGAGUACGCCACGAAGGAGCUGGCGCUGCAGGCGAAGGCGGUGCUGGACGGGCGCGAGGUGCGUGACUCCGUGCUGGUCUGCGACUGGCUGGACCCCUCGCACGUCACCUUCGCCUCCCUGCACUCCACCUGCCUCUACGUGGACCACCUACCCAGGAACUACAGGGACAUGGGCGAGUUCAGGAGGAUCUUCAGCAAAGUGACCAACCCGCCAUACUGCCAGAUCGCCAUGAAGAACGGGGCGCUGCAGGAUUGGGGUCUCGUGGAGUUCCUGGAGGCCGAGGACGCCGAGGAGACGGUGGCGUGCCUCAACAACUACAAGAUCCGCGGGCACAGCAUCCGCCUGCAGUAUUGCGUGCCCGGCGUGAGAGCCAUCAACAUCUACAUGAAGAUUCUCAACGACCCGGGCGGAAAGAAGCGGUCGGCCCUGCUACCUGAGCCUCCCGCCAACAAGGUGUUCUCGCAGCUGCAGAACUUGACCAAACACAACCCAGCCUUCGCCACCAGCCUUCAGAACAUCAUCCUGACGCAGAUUCAGAACCUAAGUGGCGCACGGCAUGACGGCCCCCCACCCCCGCCGCAGGGCCCGCCUCCGAGGGGAUCACGCCCCCCACCCACGGCUCGCCCCCCGCCCCCGCCCCCACCCCCGAGCUCCACCUCCCCGUCCCCUACCCCCACAGGCCUCAACAGCAACGCCCAAGCCGCCCUGGUCAUCCUCCUGGCGGCACAAAUGCAAAUGCAGCAGAACCAGCAGCAGCAGCAACAGCAGGAGGCGCAGCAGCAGCAACAGCAGCAGACAAACAACCUGCUGGCGAGCCCUCACGUCCUCAACCUGCUGCAGACGCUCGUUCAGCAGGGCGACCCACAGCAGCCGCCCCCCCACUCCCACCCCCACCCCCUCCCUCCCCCCGCCCCCAUGCCCCCCAACCAGCCCCUCCCUCCCCCUCCCCCCCAGGACCACAGGAACAACUCGUACCCUCACCCUCCCGGCAAGCCCCCCCACGGCCACAACAACAACAAUAAUAACAACAACAACAACAAUAACAUGAACAAGGGCGGCGGCUACAGGAAUGGCUACAAGAACGGCGUGUCCAAGUCCAAGAUGCCACUCCUGCCCACCCCAGGCCCCGGCGGGAACUACAGCGGCGGGUCAUGGGAGGAAGGGAACAGCGGGGGCGAGGGGGAGCCUGCCCUGGCGCCCCUGCUGUCCGGCCUGCUGACUGGCUUGCCCGGACUCAACAACCAGAAGGCCAUCAAGGAGGACCUUCAGGGGACCAUCUCCACCCUGCUGUCCAACGCCCACAGCCUCCAGCAGCUCCUUGGCACCCUCACUGCCGAGCAGCAGCAGCAGCAACAGCAACAACAGCAGCAACAGCAGCAGCAGCAGCAGCAGCAGAUCCCCCCACCACCCCCACCUGUCAGCCUGGGCCACCACCACUUGCCUGUGUCCCUCCCACCCCCUGCAGUCGUCACCUCCGCCCCCCCUCCCAUGUACCACGCCAAUCCCCUCAUGUCCAUGCUGCUGACGGCUGCUUCCGGCCCCCCCAAGCCCUCCCUCCUCGGCGAUGGCCCCCUCCACCCUGAGACCUACCUGCCCCCCCACAUGCCACCCCCUCCCAUGGAACAGCCCCCACACCUCGCCCCACCCCCCCUGGAGCAGCCCCCACCCCCACCCAUCUCCUCCGCCCCGGCAUUCCUCUUCGCCUCCCCCGUGACCUCCCGUGUUGGCCCCACCUGGUCCCCACCUCCCAUGCCUCCCCCACCCCCUGCCCUGCUGCACCCCGCCUCCCUGCCCCACCCCGCCUCGCUGCCACACCCCCGGUUCAUCAGCCCCGUGUAUCUGACCCCCACCAAGACCAUGGGCCCGCCCCAUCACCAUAUGGGGCACCAGGGCUUCAUCACACCAGUGGGACAGAAGCGCAAGUCCAACCACAUCCUGCCCUCCCCGGAGCCGAGCCCAGAGAACGGGUACGUGGGGCAGCACUCGCAGGGCAUCGGAGGCCACUAUGCAGACUCCUACCUCGUCAAGAAACUCAAGAAGCACUGAGCGUCGUCCUUGCCAGCGAUUCCCGGUCAGCAGCACAACACGGCUUCUUCCAGCUCUGAGUCCAGUGUUGGCCCGUGUCCGGCAGUUCACACACACACGCACGCUGAGGUCAUAUUUAAUUUUGUGUCUGUAUGUAGGGAGGGGAGGAGGAUCUAUGCUAAGAGGGGCGUCACUUGUCAUUGUUGUGAGGCAGCUGAGGUAGUAAAAGAGCUUGAUGGUGCAGUGACUGGCGUAUUAAAAGGUUCAGCUUAACACAAAAACAAAGUGCCUUUCACAGCAUCAGUAGUCAAAUAAUUCUAGCAGCUUUGUAAGUUAUUUCGGCAUCCGUGAGACACACACACACACCGAGUUUGCUUGACGGAGGUUUUGUACGAAUAACUAUUUUCUUAGCUCAGCUGCGGUGGUGGUGGCAGUGGUUGUGGCGAGGGUGACGGUGGUGGUGGUGCCUGAAGUCAGAGCUGCCUGACACACUAUUGAGGGCAUUAAGGUCCCCAGGUUUUAUGGGUGUUGUUUUAGCUGGCAUAAUGCAGAGGUUCAGCCCGGUACAUAGUUCUCUUAAGCUCUGGUCUCCAAGCUAAACUAAGACAUAAUAUAUCGGUUAGUAGGAGAACAGAACUCGUAGGUGGUGGCAUUAGCUAGGCCCCCUGCCUGCCAGUCUGCCCCCCACGGGAAGCUAUUAUCGGGAAGCUAUUAUCCCAGGGGGGCAUCUGUGGGCAGUUAUGUUCCCCUCGAAUGCCCAACUUUAUCAUGUAAACACAACAAGUUUUAGAGUUUAGUGUUGCAUCUUCUCUCUCUGUCCUCGUGUGAGAUUAUUAUUAUAUACUACUAUCAACAUAUCCCUUUGCUGGAGUCAUGGUGUUUGUAUAUAGACGAUGACAAAGCAAAAAUACGAAAAAAAAACAACAAAAAAAGAUGGAUUGUAACACGUUGGUGGUUAUAUGAGCAAGAAUCCAGGUUAGGUAAAACGUUUGUGUUGGCUGGUAGAUGUUUCUGAAGCUUUGGUCUGGUUGAGUCCUGCCCUGCGAGUGUGAGCGUGUGUGUGUAUGUAUGUGUGAGAGAAAGAGGAUAUGUCUGCCUAACAGCCAAACCGUAGAUCAACACUUGGAAGACAGACAAUGAGUGAGUGAGUAAAAUAAGAGAGCAAGCCAGAGAGUGAAUGAGUGGGUGAGUGGAAAGCAGGUUCAUAAAAGAGCGAGCAUGAAGAGUUAGUAAAUAAAUAAAUAAAUAUUUAAUGACAUUUAAUGACACAGCACAACGGCAGGGGGGCGUCCGCCUAUGUAGGGUGUGUGGCGACCCUGCCGGAUGUAUGUAGUGGGGUUGCAGGGCAUUAUUAGCAUUAAAACAAGGAUAUAAGAUAAAGUAAAAGCAAAGUAACAAAAAAAACCUGUAAAGUAAUGGAUGAUACAUAUAGCUGUGUAUAUAAGUUCUCUGCAUUACUAUUAUUAUUAUUUUUAUUGUUUUCGCGUAAGUUUUUUGUUAUUUUUCGUAGUAUUGAUAAGGAAGCAUAACAAUAUAUAUAUUUUGAGAGAAUGAACAAUCAACCAAUCAAUCACUAGCCAGCCAAGUAGAGGUCUGGAGAGGACUAUUUUUAGUUUUUGGUCUGGAAUGGACUUUUCACGAGGUGGAGGAGGAGGGAGGGCAGGGCAGGGAGACCCGCCUUCCCUCCUCCUGUGAUAGCGUGUGCUGGUGUUGGCCCAAGCGCACCCCAACACCACUUCUCUCCCGGGGUGGGGGGCGGGGGGUCACCGAGGCAUUCCUGGGGUGGCUACUGACCCUGGGGUACUCCUAGGAUGAUACUGUUGCUUGAGGUACUCCUGGGGCAGUUAAUAUGGCCCUGGGGUACUUCUGGGAUGCCACUGUUAUCCUGGGGUACUUUUGGGAUGAUACUGUCACUUUGGGGUGCUCCUGAGCUGAUUAUGUGGCUUUGGGGUACUUUUGAGUUGGCACUGUGACCUUGGGGUGCCUGGUGACCUCUCGACCUCCCAGAUUGGUUGUGAAAUCUUAGCAGGUGUUGGGUGUGUGUGGGGGCCAAGCGUUGCUCCUUCAGUGGUCUGUCGCCUUCCUUUACAUCUCAUGAUGAAGGUCCUGGCAGUGGCCUAAUCCAGCGCCGCCUCUGCCCAGGGGGGGUCGCUGUGGCCUGCCUGCCUCUAAGGGACUGGACCAUCACAUUGCCUUCCUUCCUACAUCUCUGUAUUUUAUGUUGUUAAUCAUGUUCUAACCUUAUUAUAUUUUCAAGUCUGGCGGAGGUGGGUGGGAGGCAGGCUGUCCGUCUGCCCACCUGCUGGUAUACCCUCCUCCUGCCCCUGCCUUCCCUUGUCCUGUGAGGGUGUGGGGCUGGGUGGUGCAGGGCAGGGCAGGGCAUGGUGGGGCCAACACACUGCCUCUGGGUGGUGUGUGGGUGCCCCCCUUCCUCCUCCUUCCCCCACCUCCACCCGCCACACUCUUGUCAUGCUGUCUCCUGUUUACUUUAAGGAAAGCCGCUACGUCCGGCAUCUUUACUACAAUAUAUAUGAGAUAUUA